This is a messenger RNA of Triticum dicoccoides, 916 nucleotides long. Its product is annotated as exosome complex component CSL4-like. Gene Ontology annotation, biological process: RNA processing. Gene Ontology annotation, cellular component: nuclear exosome (RNase complex); cytoplasm. Gene Ontology annotation, molecular function: RNA binding. The record is from RefSeq and is a predicted model, not a curated record. Bases 32 to 634 code for a protein of 200 amino acids. Lineage: Eukaryota; Viridiplantae; Streptophyta; Magnoliopsida; Poales; Poaceae. The transcript is spliced from 7 exons.
UCGCAUUCCCCCAAACCCAAACCCCCAACCAAUGGCGGCCACGGCAAUGGAGCACGACGGCGGCGCCGAGGUGGUGGUCACCCCGGGGGAGCUCCUCGGGCCCUCCUCGUCCCUCGAGGCCGGGCGCGGCGCCUACGCCGACGGCCGCUCCGUGCGCGCGUCGGUCACCGGCCGCCGCCGCUUCGUGGCCCCCGCCCCCGGCUCCUCCGACCAGAGGUCCACGGUGGAGGUGGUCGGGCACAAGGCGCACGGAGCCGUGCCGCAGCCGGGGAGCGUCGUCAUUGCCCGUGUGACGAAGGUUAUGGCUAGGAUGGCUUCUGCAGAUAUAAUGUGUGUCGACUCAAAGGCUGUCAAGGAGAAGUUCACUGGCAUGAUAAGGCAACAAGAUGUUCGUGCAACUGAGAUUGACAAGGUGGAUAUGUACCAGUCAUAUCGACCUGGCGACAUUGUUAGAGCUCUGGUUCUCUCUCUUGGGGAUGCAAGGGCAUACUACCUUUCGACUGCCAAGAAUGAACUUGGAGUUGUUUCUGCCCAAAGUAUAGCCGGUGGUACGCUGGUCCCAACCAGUUGGACUGAGAUGCAAUGUGAAUUGACUGGCCAAAUCGAGCAAAGAAAAGUUGCAAAGGUGGAAUAGAUCUUGUUUACUUUGCCAGAUCGGAAGGUUUUGGUGGUGUACGAUACGUUUGAUCAACGACGCUGGGUCCUCCAGACAUGAUCAUUGCCACUAGAUUAAGCACAUUAACUUCACCCAUGUGGCAUUACUUUGAGUAGGCUAUAAUACAAUUAUGCUUGUUGAAAGAAUGUUAUUUAGGCCUUUAUGGAGCUUACGAUGUUCCGGUGUGCUGUGUCUUGGAAACAGUUGAAGUGUCACUUUCAGACUGUAGAUUGAUUAUGGAAAAAAAUGCCAUUGGAGGAA